This is a messenger RNA of Diorhabda carinulata, 6111 nucleotides long. RefSeq lists its product as uncharacterized. The record is from RefSeq and is a predicted model, not a curated record. The transcript has 3 exons. Bases 202 to 564 code for a protein of 120 amino acids. Gene Ontology annotation, cellular component: nucleus; cytoplasm. Lineage: Eukaryota; Metazoa; Arthropoda; Insecta; Coleoptera; Chrysomelidae. Gene Ontology annotation, biological process: negative regulation of cAMP-dependent protein kinase activity. Gene Ontology annotation, molecular function: cAMP-dependent protein kinase inhibitor activity.
GCUCUAUCAUUGUGCGUUUGUUGACAAAAGACGUUUGUUGUGUGUGUGUUUAUUUUGUAUAUACAUACAGUUGCAGAUAAUACUACUAUCGCAAUUGUAAUUAUUGGAAAUUACAGUAAAUUAGUUUAAAAUACGUCAAGUGAUUUUUAAGCAUUUGCACAUGGUAGGUGACGUUUUGUAGUGUCAAAUAAUCUAAUAAUAAUGCAGCAAAGAAACUCGGUUUUGUGUUUAAGUUCCAAAGCGAAUACUCAAAUAAAACGUGAUCGAAAAAAGAGAUUUACAAGAAAAUCAGUAUUAAAAAUGUUAGCAGUGAUGGAUCAAUCUCAAAACGCUCCGGGUCCAAGUAAUUCAAAUCAUCAAGUUUCCGCGCCAACUCCAGAAGAACCGGAAGUCGCCGAAAAGGAUUUCCAUUCUUCAGGUCGAACCGGCAGGAGAAAUGCUUUACCAGACAUUUUAAGUCAACAUGCCGUUGUAUCCAGCGCCGAUUUAUCAUCAAAACUUCAAGGCUUAACAACAAACGAUAACAGCGAAUCAUCGGACAAACCGAGUACUAGUAAAAGCUGAAAUAAUUAAUUUAAAACACCGGAAAAUCGGUAAAAUUUCCACUUGAAUUUUGUAUGUUUUUCUAAAAAAAAAACCCAAAUUAAAGAACGGUUAUUCAUUUUGGAGAAAAAAAUUGUUGUUGAGUAGAUACUCAGGAAAAGUAGGAAGUUUAAGGUUAAAAGGAAAAUACAUUAAAUAUUUUGUAAUAGGAGUGGAUUAAAUUUUAUUAUUAUAGUGCGUGAAAUAUCCUAACGUUAAAUUAAAGACGUUCCCAAAUGUGAUUCGUGCUCAAUUUAUUCAAAGCUUAACUCAAUGUCAAUAAUUUGAAUUAUAAUUGAAAAAGGUCCGCGAUUUAUUGGGCACCGUUAUCUCGGAGCACGACUCCGAACGACGAUCUUCCGAUGUGAAAAAGUUUAACUGCGAUAGAAUGUGACGUCAUCAGCGCCGUUGCAACGUUAUAAACCUCUAUAAAGAUUGGUUAGGUUAAAUUUACCGUACGGCGCCAAAUCUUUUGAUACGUUCGCAUUCUAUCGCAAAAUGUCGUAGGUUAAAUGAAACGAAACAUUUUGCGAUAUAAUGCAAAGUCAUAUAUACAGUUUGCGACGCACGGAAAAUGCGUCGAAUCAAUAAUCAGGAGUGUGUUCCAAAGUCACGCUGGAGCGCAUACUUUUUGCGAUCGGAUUCAAAAAAAUGUUAAAUGAAAGGAGACAUUUUGCAAUAGUGUUAGCACCUAACCUAAACAAGUUUUAUAAAGAUAAAAAAUAUUAAGGAGAAGUUUUGCUCGAAAAGGUUGGAGUUUAUCUCAAUAAAGUUUCGAUUUGCUCAAAAAUUGUUAUUUUAUCGAUGGAUACUUUGGCUUCAGACAUUUUUUGACGUAUUUACAAAAAGGCGUUAACUAGUUUGAUUCUGUCUGUCGCAAAAUGUCUCAUUUCUUUUAACCUCUGAAAGGGGACAUUUUGCGAUAAAAUGCGACACCAUCAAUACUGUUUGUGACGCACAGAAAGUGCGUCAAAUCAAUAGUCGUUACUGUGGCGAGGGUUAAAUAGAACGAGACAUUUUAGUAUAGAAUGCGACACUAUCAAAAAGUGUACGUUCCAGCGUUACCUUGGAACACACAUCGGCGACGUCGCAAAAUGAUCUGAUGAUGUCGUUAUCUAUCGCGAAACGUUCGCAAUUGAAUUUUUUUUAAAUCGGAAUAUCGUCGUGCUUCAAAAUAACGGAUUGGUUGGAAUCAUUGUUCAACAAACAACAACUUUCGUUAGUGACUAGAUCGAUACUAUUGAUGUCAAUUAUUCGACCCUGUAUAUACCCCUUUUGACCCGAACCUCAUAUAUAUUGCAUCGUGUAUGUCGCUAUCUUAUGUAAUAUCCCUACCAGUAUACUAAUCACCCUUAAAAUCUUUUAUGGCCCACAGUUUUUACAAUCCGCGUUCAUUUUUUUCUCUGUAAAAGUCUCCUGGAGAUACGAUACGCCCCGUACAUUUUUCCCGCCAACCGGUGACGUCACGCGUUAAGUAGUAUAUUUUCCUGCCGACGAUUCUUCGCCCGAACUGCCCCGCGUCGACGCGAUAAGAAUUGCCGCGAUCUUUGAACGAUGGUUGGCCCAAGAGUCGCAUCCUCUACUAAUGUAUCAAAUUCUAGAAUAUAAUUGGUAACGUCUGAAUUUGACGUAUGUAGCUACGUGUGACACUGUCAAUUGUAAUAAUUAAGGGAUAUACAGGACUUCACCAACUUGGUUUUUUUUAUUCUAUACAUCAAAAUUGUUGCUUAAAUAAAAAUAAAUGUUCGCUUUGUGUUGCUCGCGCUUAAAACAAAAAAUAUAUUUUUCUACAGUCGACUAAUUACUAUAUCGAAGCGGUGUCUUUGUCAGCUUCUUCCCUUCUCUUUUUUUUUCCGGAUUUUGGAUUGGGAUUGUCUCGACCCUUUUUCUGUUUGAAGCUAAAGGUAGUUGUUUCACCACUUUUGGAUUCAUGCUACAAAGCUUUGGUUCUUGCUUCUUUUGGUGCUAGCCCUAAGCGAGCAUGACCUAAGAUAAUAAAAACUAUUAUAUUAUAAUUAUUAAUAGUGCGACUGUAGAAAAAAUCAUGUUUUUUUCGAGUGUAAAGAAUAAUUGCCUCUCAAAAAUCGUCGCGCUCCGCAUCGCGUACUAACAUUCUUUGUUAAGCGAAAAUCUGUUACUUUAGGCUCUAAAUACACAAAUGACUAUUACACUCCCAUCCUUUUAUCUAUUUUUACUAAUUAUAUGAUGAAAUGUCAAGUAAAAAACAAUUUAAACACUCAUAAAUCGCUGUAUAAUAUAAUUUUUUUUCUUGUGAAAUUAUUAUUUAUUGUUAUUUAUUAUAUUUGUUAAAAUGUCGAAAUCGAGCUACAUUGAAACAAGUGAUUUUUCUGUAAUAUGUAGUUGUCAACUAGAAAAGUAUAGAAACAAAAAUAAUUUCAGAAAGUUACGAUAAAAAAAUAUAAAUAGAAAGUUUCGAUAACAUAAAUAAACCUAAAGACAGUUCUAUUCUCAACGUCACAUUCGUGAACGUUCUGUCAUAUGUAGUGGUCAACCUAUAGGAAUAAAAAAUCCCAUAAUGUCAAAUUUAUUCGAAAAAGAAGAAGAAAUAGACAGGUUCGAAGGUACUAGAUCAUUCUGUCCCGUUUGUUUUCUUCGCUUCCAAAAAAGUUGGGUCAAGUUUUUUCCGUCAAAUGUAGCUGACAAUCUAUCGGAAUAAUGGAUAGCUUAAUGUCAAAUUUAUUCAAAAAAGAAAAAAAAGGAGACAAGUUCGAAGGUUUUAGAAGAAAAAUGGACUAUAUAUACAAGUCCUGUGUUCCGUUUAUAUUCUUAGCAUCCAAAAAAGUUGGGUUAAGUUACUAGUUUUUUCCGUCAUAUGUAGUUGUCAUUCUAUCGGAAUAAAGAAUCGCCUAAUGUCAAAUUUAUUCGAGAAAGAAGAAGAAAUAGAACGUUCCUUUGUCCUGAUGAUGACUUAUUGAUAAUAAAAUAAUUUCAGAAAGAUCUCAAUUUAGUCUGGAAACAAAUAGAAAUAUUGUUGAACACACUAUCUGUCACAUGUUACUGUCAACGAGGAACAUCUGAAAAAAGUAUUUUGCAUAAUGUCAGAAGACUUUCAAUUUGCUACUAAAGCGCCAUUUUAAUUCGCACUUUUUUAUACAAUUACAUGGUCCUUAUUAUCUCUACAUUUCAUAGGUAAAAUCUAGAUCUUUCUGUGGAGGCGUCAUUUUUUCGAAAUGAUACUGUAAGUAGAAAUUGAUACUUUCAAUUUAAAGGGUAUCUCUUGAAUCGACGUUUACGUGGAUUUUUUUACAUGUAAUCAAAAUAACACAUCACUCAAUAAGUCGUGUGACCUAAGAAAAACAUUCUUUUGCCAAAAAUCGAUUUUAUUCAUCAACUCUAACUUCUAGAUUCCGUUCUGGUUGAAGAAUUUAUCUUUUGCCUCAAAAUAGGCUUCACUUUCAGCAAUUGCCUCUUCAUUUCUCAUCGGCGAACAUUUUUUGAGAUCAGCGAAUAGCUAGUAGUCACUAAAUCUGUACUAUAAGACACCUACUUUGUAAAAAGCGUUCUAAUGGUUAAAUGUUCAGGCAUUAUUGUAAACACACUGCCUUCUGACAUCUUUACGGCCUCAUCUAUCUCACGCAAAUACUUUUGAAGCCAUUGCUGAGCUUCUUCAGUAUUUUUUUUUUAUUAACAAGCAAUGAUAAAUUAACAUAAAUUAACAUUUGAAAAUAACAAAAUUAGCUUCACUUAAAUGGCUGUCACUUUUUUUUGAUUGAUAGAAAUGUCAUGAAAUUUGACACAUAGUCUUUUGAAAGUUGGUACUUCAUAAACGUCAUAAGAUUUUGACAAUGACAGCGCCAUAUGUGUGUCAAACACACGAGUUAUUCACUGAUGUUAUAGUAGAUUAGAAUAUAUUCAAUUUACGUGUGGUAUAAUAUUUAGUUAGAAGGAAAUUUUUGUGACGGAAAAAAUUAGUAAUAUUUGAAUGGCGAAAUUUUGUGUAACCAUUCCAAAUCGCUUAUUUCAAAGUAGCUAGAUACACAAUGGUAUUUAAAAAAAUGAAACAAUGUGCAAUUACACUAAAUUACUCAUUAUAUGCGAAAUUUUUGUAUGAUGCGUUUUUCCAAACAAGAUUUCAUUAAUACAUUUUUUGUUUUCGUUUUGUAAUAAUUUAAUUUUGAUUGUCAACGUGAUUUCUCGUGGUGUGCUUCUCAUAUCAUAAUAUUUAUUUGUAUAAGUGUUUUCGAUUACAUUUUAUUCACAUAAAAUGUUAAAACACGAAAUAAUUGAUUAAAUGUAUUCAAAACUAGCACUCGAUACAACGUCUUAUUCACAAUCACUCAUUUAGAAUCAAAACAGUUUCAUGAAAAAAUGUCGUUUUACCCUGGGGAAGCUCUGGAAUCUCCUUCUUUUCCUAAAAAAUCCGAACUAAAUGAACCCACCUCUAAUAUAAAAUACAUUCAAAUUCCAAACAACCUUACCCCAAAAGACAAAAAAGACAAUCGUACACAUCCAAAUAAUCCACUAUUACAGGCCAAUUACACCCUACUUAUCACUAUGCCCAAAAAGGACCUCACCAGAAUUAUCCCAAAAAGGACCUCACCAGAAUUAUCCCAAAAACUUCGAACCACCAAAAAAACGUCGAAACCAAAAAUUUAAAAUUACCAAAAACCACAAUUUACCCAACCAUCCGGAAUCUCCCUUGUACCCACCCUCCAAAAUCUCCAUAUACAACUCCCAGGGGAAGUUAUUCAAUCUUCUCAAUACUCUGGAGCCGUCGAGAGGAAAAAGAACCAUCCUCGCAGCACUAAUCCACGCAAAGACUUUUUAAAAUCUGUGCCUCCUUCUCUCACUCGUGAGUAAAAAUCGGACGAAUCCUAUUAUCGAACAGAGCAAACGUUUACUGCAACCUUUCCAACAACCUUCUACAAGCACUUUUAUUUUACGAACAGGCACUACCAAUACGAGUACUGAUUCAGGCCUAGCAAUAUGGACAUAAUCUCAACUCAGACCUGUCUAAAUAGUCUAGAUGAUUCGCGCGUAUGAAUCAUGCUAAAAAUACUUUUCUCGCCCCUCGGGUUUCUACUAGAUAAACAUUUUCCUAAAGACCCAAGUAAAAAUUUCCCUAUUUCGGCUGCUAGCUAUGACGUACAAAGGAUUCACUGAAAAUGAUCUGGUCCAUCUAGAUAAUUCUCCUAUCGUCAUCAGUGAAACGACACCCAGUAAAAUUUCUUAUCAAUUAGAAGUGAAAUAUGAUAAUACAUAUCAAGUAAAAUCUGUUUUUCGUUAUUCUACUAGUGGAUAAAACGGCACUUUAUACGGUUGUCAGGUGAUUGUGGAUAAACAAUAUAAUGGCAUUUAAGACGUAUUAUAUUAAGUUGAAGAAAACAUCAGAAAUAAAAAUUUUGAAAAAAUAAAUGAACACAUUGUACAGAUUCUGUUUAUAUUUUUAUUCGUUGUGUUUGAAAUUAUUUAUUUUUUUAAUUGAAGAACGGCCUUGAUUCUCACAGUUGUAUUCAACGAUAAUUGUGAUAUUAUUUUAAUUAUUUAUUAAAUUUCACUUUUAGCGCA